Anguilla rostrata (American eel) is the source of this 2025-nucleotide messenger RNA. RefSeq names its product solute carrier family 53 member 1-like. Gene Ontology annotation, cellular component: plasma membrane; cytoplasm; Golgi apparatus. The coding region runs from base 1 to 2025 and encodes 674 amino acids. The record is from RefSeq and is a predicted model, not a curated record. The transcript is spliced from 14 exons. Gene Ontology annotation, biological process: phosphate ion transport; cellular response to phosphate starvation. Lineage: Eukaryota; Metazoa; Chordata; Actinopteri; Anguilliformes; Anguillidae. Gene Ontology annotation, molecular function: inositol hexakisphosphate binding.
AUGAAGUUUUCACACUACCUGGUGACCCACAGGACCCCGGAAUGGGAGAAGCAGUAUGUCCGUUAUGGGGUACUGAAGACCAUGCUGUCUGCUGGAGAGAAAGGAGCACAUUGGAAUGAAGAUGUGGAGUCCGCCCACAGAUAUCGCUGGGCUGCACAGGAUGGCUUCUUCCAGGCCUGUGAUAGAGAACUGGUUAAAGUCAACCUCUUCUACUCAGAGAAGCAGACGGAGGCUUGCAAGCGACUGUGCUUAGUGAGGGAUGUGGUGCAGGUGGUGCCAGAGAGCCGAGGAGGUAGGGCCGGGUGCGGCUCACCAUGGAGGCCAGGGGGGCUGCUGCAGGCAUACAGACUGGCCAGGAAAAGACAGGCAGAGCAGGAACUCAGACGGGCCAUCAGAUAUGUGCACCUCAGUCUGGUUCUGCUGCAAAACUACAGGGAGCUGAACUAUACAGCUUUCUGUAAGAUCGUGAAGAAACAUGAUGCCAGCUUCGCUUCUACUCGGGGUUUGAAAUGGAGGAACGAGAAGCUGGAUGUCUCUCCUUUUUACAGUGACAUAAAAACCAGUCAGCUGAUCUCUGAGCUGGAGUCUCUCAUGUGUCAUCUGACUGGAGGGGACAAACUGGAAGCCAUGCAGAGGCUGCAGGUGCCACCUGCAGUGGGAAUUCAGCCUGCCCCAGUAUGGGCUGCUUUUCGGAUGGGGGUGACCUGUGGACUGGUUUUAGCUCUCCUGGUCCUCAUUAUUGUACAAGCUUCACAGGCACCUGAGUGGACAGCACUGAGGCCUUUUUUACAGCUCUACAGAGGUGGCUUCCUGCUCAUCCAAUUCAUCUUCUUGUUGGGGGUCAACAUGCACAUCUGGAAGAGUGCGGGGGUCAACUACAUCCUCAUAUUUGAGCUGGACCCAAGGGACCACCUCUCAAACCACCAUCUUUUUGAGGUCGCAGGAUGCUUAGCGCUGUGUUGGGGGGUCAGUUUCCUGGCUUGUCUGCAUGCCUCCCUCCAACCAGUCCCACUGCAGCUCCAGCCCCUUGUAUUCUACUCUCUCCCUGUUCUACUGCUGCUGAACCCCACGCCCACUUUCCACAGAUCCGCCCGCCGCCGGCUCCUCACACUGCUGUGCAGGUUACUCUCCACCCCAUUUCGUCCAGUCACGUUUGCUGAGUCCUGGUUGGCCGAUCAGCUGAACAGCCUGAAUCCGCUGCUCCUAGACCUGUGGGGUCUUCUUUGCUUCUAUACGUGUGAAGUGGACUGGGGGGACCCCUCCACCCUUAGCUCGCCCCCCAUUGGUGAGAAAGGCAGCUUAAAAAAAAAAAAAGUCUGUAUUUUAAUAGUGCCUUGGCCCCUGCAGCACAGACUGACGUACCUGAUUCAGUGCCUCCCCCCGUGGCUGCGUUUCGCUCAGUGCCUACGCAAAUUCUGGGACAGCGGCGAAGCCAUGCCACAUCUCCUCAACGCUGGCAAAUACUCCACCGUCUUCCUCAUGGUCACCUUCGCUGGGCUCUACAGCUUAACCAGAGAGCGCCCUCACCUGGCGGGUGUGAGGAUGUACCUGUACCUGUGGGCGGUGGCCACAUGCCUCAGUGUAGUUGUAACCAUCACCUGGGACCUGAGGAUGGAUUGGGGUCUUCUUCAGGGGUACGGCCUGCUGCGGGAAGAGAUGGUGUACCGCAAGCAGGGCUUCUACUACAGCGCCAUGCUGGGGGAUGUUAUCUUGAGGGUGACCUGGGCGCUCAACAUCAUCCUGGCCCAGAUGGGCAACUCAGACUCUGUGGCUACUAUCUCCACCGUGCUGGCACCUCUGGAGGUCUUCAGAAGAUUCAUUUGGAACAUCUUUCGGUUGGAAUAUGAGCACCUGAACAACUGCAACCAAUUACGAGUGGUACCAGACCUACAUCUGACCCAACUGACCCUGAACAGCCACUCCCUCCUGGAGAGGAUCAUGGACCAGGAAGACCUAGCAAAGGAUCAUGGGAAAUGUAGUACAGUAAAGAGGAAGCCUAAUCUGAUGCUCUGGUGUCCAAGGUGA